Dioscorea cayenensis subsp. rotundata (Guinea yam) is the source of this 1997-nucleotide messenger RNA. Its product is annotated as very-long-chain aldehyde decarbonylase GL1-4-like. The record is from RefSeq and is a predicted model, not a curated record. The transcript is spliced from 10 exons. Gene Ontology annotation, biological process: lipid biosynthetic process. The coding region runs from base 45 to 1898 and encodes 617 amino acids. Gene Ontology annotation, molecular function: oxidoreductase activity; iron ion binding. NCBI's taxonomy places the organism in Eukaryota, Viridiplantae, Streptophyta, Magnoliopsida, Dioscoreales, Dioscoreaceae.
UCUUCACCAUCUCUUCCAUCCCUCCAUAAUAUAAGAAACGAUAUAUGGCAACAAAACCAGGCUACUUAACUCAGUGGCCAUGGCAAAGCCUUGGCAACUUCAAGUACUUGCUGUUGGCUCCAUGGGUGGUGGAUGGAGCUCACAAGGCCAUGAGAGAUGGAUGGGAUGUAGACUUAACAUAUCUAGCCAUCCUCCCCUCUCUUCUCUUCAGAAUGCUUCACAACCAGGUCUGGAUCUCCAUAUCCCGUGUCCAGAAUACGAGGAGCAAACACAGGAUCCUUGACAAAAGCCUCGACUAUGACCAAGUUGACCGUGAGAGAAACUGGGAUGACCAGAUCCUGUUCAAUGGUCUUUUAUUCUACGUGGGUCACAUGUCGAUCACGGAUGCUACCUACCUUCCAAUAUGGAGAAUGGACGGUUGGAUCAUCAUCAUGCUUCUCCAUGCUGGCCCUGUGGAGUUCCUCUACUACUGGUUCCACAGAGCUCUUCACCAUCACUUCCUCUACUCUCGCUAUCACUCUCACCACCAUGCUUCUAUUGUCACUGAGCCCAUCACUUCUGUGAUUCAUCCAUUUGCAGAGCAUGUAGUGUACUACUUUCUCUUCUCUAUUCCAAUGCUGACCUCCAUCUUCACCAAAACAUGCUCCAUUCUUGCUCUUUUGUUCUAUAUAAUGUACAUUGACUUCAUGAACAACAUGGGACAUUGUAACUUUGAGCUUGUCCCUAACUGGUUCUUCAAUGUCUUCCCACCUCUCAAGUAUCUCAUGUACACUCCCUCGUAUCACUCUCUUCAUCAUACUCAGUUUAGAACAAAUUACUGUCUGUUCAUGCCUUUUUAUGACUACAUUUACAACACCAUGGACAAGUCUUCUGAUUGUUUGUAUGAGACUUCCCGCAAAGGAAAAGAAGAAAAAUAUGAUGUCGUUCAUCUAACUCAUCCUACAACCUUGCAAUCUAUUUAUCAUCUUCGUUUUGGUUUCCCUUCCUUGUCUUCAAAACCAUAUGAUUCUAAGUGGUACAUGAUGUUGGUUUGGCCGUUGUCACUCAUAUCAAUGGCAUUUACAUGGAUCUAUGGUUCUUGUUUUACUGUUGAGAGAAACAAACUGAAGAAACUGAUAAUGCAGACAUGGGCAAUACCCAGAUAUUCUUUCCAAUAUGAAUUAUCUUGGGAGAAAGAUGCAAUCAAUCAUCUGAUUGAGAAGGCUAUUCUUCAGGCAGAUUGCAGAGGAGUUAGAGUUUUGAGUCUUGGACUAUUAAAUCAGGGCAGAGAAAUCAAUGGAAACGGUGAAUUGUAUCUGAGGAAACACCCAAAAUUGAAUUUAAAAAUUGUUGAUGGAAGUGGUUUAGCAGCAGCAGUUGUUCUCAGAAGUAUUCCAUCCGGAACAAAGCAAGUACUGCUUGCAGGAACUCUCUCAAAGAUUGGGUGUGCAAUUGCAACAGAACUAUGCAAAAAAGGAAUACAGGUUUCAAUGACAAGCAAGCCUGAUUUUCAUCAUCUGAAGUCAAGAAUGUCGGAAUCAACAGGAAGAUAUUUAACUUUCUCAAGGAAUUAUACUUCUCAGGUUUGGUUGAUAGGAGAAGGAAUUGAUCAUGCAGAGCAAAUGAUGGCACCGAAAGGCACAAUCUUUGCACCUUUCACAAAGUUUCCUUUGAGGAAAGUUCGCAAGGAUUGCACUUACUACUCCACCCCAGCCAUGAAAACCCCAGAUGAGCUUGAGAACAUGCAUUCUUGUGAGAAUUGGCUGCCAAGAAGAGUGAUGAGCGCAUGGCGAGUCGCAGGGAUAAUUCAUGCAUUAGAAGGAUGGAAUGAACAUGAAUGUGGAGACACAAUCCUUGACAUUGAGAAAGUAUGGUCUGCUGCAAUCCUACAUGGAUUCCUCCCUUUAACCCAAUCUUGAUCAGAAAAAAUGAUUGAAACAUUACAAUCAUUUGUUAUCAAAAUAUAUCUAUGUACUAGUUUAAUUUCAGUAUAAUUAAAUGGCAGUAUUAUAAUUAAA